Molecule: messenger RNA, 1914 nt
Organism: Drosophila innubila
Lineage: Eukaryota; Metazoa; Arthropoda; Insecta; Diptera; Drosophilidae
Product: sodium-dependent proline transporter-like
Exons: 10
Coding region: 1-1794 (597 amino acids)
Biological process (GO): sodium ion transmembrane transport
Cellular component (GO): membrane
Source: RefSeq, a predicted model, not a curated record
AUGGUAUAUGAGUCGUCCUACGAGACUGGUCGAAAGCCAUUCACUCCUGAUAUGCAACGCGGAAAAUGGGAGAAACCAACAGAUUUCAUUUUUGCCUGCUGCGGUUUGGCCCUCAAAUUGGAUAUAUUUGUGAUUUCUUAUCAGCUUAUCUUCGACAUGGGCUUAUUUGCCAUAUUACCAUACUAUUUUUAUAUGGCAUUAUAUUUGGUGCCUCUCCUGGUCAUCCAUUCCUUUAUGGGUCAGUUCUCAAGCAGCGGUUUUAUUUCCGCCUUUCGUCUAUCGCCGUUCUUUAGAGGAAUGGGCUAUGUGAGUGUCUUCUUGAGCAUUGCAAGUCUGAUCUAUUAUGCCAUCUUUGCAACAGUUCCCCUUAUUUUCCUACUACAUUCUUUUCGACCAACUUUGCCCUGGAGCUGCGAGGGAUUUAAGAAUGUGUGGAAUCUAACGACUAUGUGUAAUAUGAAUAUUUCGGAAUCGGACGCCAUUUCAACGCUCGCGAAUGAAACCGAUUUCGAUGUCUUGCAUAUGACUGAGACUCAUGUACCUUCAGUGCUAUUUUUCAAGCAGCACUUUAAGUCUCUGUUCGAUGGCAUAUUUAUUGGAGUGACAGACAGUCAGUUUUCAUGGACUAUUGUGGGAUUCUCCGUUAUGAUCUGGGGAAUAAUCGCAUUUAUUUUUAGGAAUUAUUCAGAAACGUCCAAGUUUGGAAAACUUCUACGCUAUAUGAUACUCACAACGUUGGCCUUAUUGCUGAUCUGCUUGUCGCGCUUUAUUUUUCUGCCCGGGGCUUUGGACGGUCUUACGCACUAUGUGAAACCCCAUUUAGACUCCACAGAAAAUGGAAUUAUUGUAAUGGUAGUUGUGGCUUUGCAGGCUUUUGGAUCUGGUUGGGGAAGCGUUAUGUCUUUGUCAAGUUUCAACAGUUUCAAGACAAACAUAAUGAGCUAUAGUUGGAUAAUUGCCUUUGGACAGACACUCGUCUACAUCCUUUUCGGUAUGGUUAGCUUCAUAUUACAACAUUACUUUCAAGCGAUGAAGGUUGAUAGCUUUGAUUUAUAUGCCGAAACUAAUUGGGUUUUGUACUUAUCGAGUGCCAGUGCUUUGGCCACACUGGAAUGGGCCAAUCUCUGGACAAUUCUAUACUACUCAAUGUUGCUGAUUUCUUCGCUAGUUGUAAUGAUCACUCAAAUCUUUACCGUGCUUACGAGUCUCUUUGAUGAGUUUGAGUUUCUACGAGAGCAUAAACAAAGGGUCACCUACGGAUUCAUUGGAUUCCUAGGUUUCUGCUCAUUAUUAUUGAGCACACAACAUGGUAUUGUAUUCUUCUCGGCCGUAUCUCUAGAUUCGAUUUUAACACAUAGCGUUAUGCACUUGUUACUGAUACUUGCGGUUCUCUGGAUCUAUGGAAGAGAGCGUUUCCAGCGGGAUAUUGAGUUUAUGCUGGGACAACCUUUUGCCUCAUGGAAGGUCUUCAUAUUGCGCUUUAUAGCUCCACUAUUUCUGAUAUAUUCUUUGCUUAUGGGAUUGCUUAUGGCAUCUAUGGAGCAUAUGUUCCAAUCGAGUCUUAUGUUAUACAUAAGUUUAAUUCUGGUGAUAGUCCCACUGAUAUUUAUUCCUGGCUAUGGAAUGUAUAUAACUUAUCAGAAUACUGGAGGAUUUUGCAAUCGUUUCAGACGUGCUUGUCGACCAACCGAUUGGUAUCCCCAGGAAAUGGAAGAUCGACAGCAAUAUGAGGAGGUUGUUGGUAAUUCCGAUGUAACGCAUCAGUUGUAUGAAGUAACCGAGGAAGUUAAUUGAUAUUUUACAAUUUACAAUGCAUUAUUUAUUGUAAAAAAGACAUUAUUUGGAGGAAUACUUGCACAACAAAUUUACAGAAACUUAAAACAUAAUUUAUAAUAAAAGAGAUUGCAUUAAAAA